Messenger RNA from Cladophialophora yegresii CBS 114405, 3495 nucleotides. RefSeq names its product carbamoyl-phosphate synthase arginine-specific large chain. The record is from RefSeq and is a predicted model, not a curated record. The transcript is spliced from 5 exons. Bases 1 to 3495 code for a protein of 1164 amino acids. NCBI's taxonomy places the organism in Eukaryota, Fungi, Ascomycota, Eurotiomycetes, Chaetothyriales, Herpotrichiellaceae. Gene Ontology annotation, biological process: 'de novo' pyrimidine nucleobase biosynthetic process; L-citrulline biosynthetic process; UTP biosynthetic process. Gene Ontology annotation, cellular component: cytosol; cytoplasm. Gene Ontology annotation, molecular function: metal ion binding; dihydroorotase activity; ATP binding.
AUGGCAUCCACCACGCGAGCUCUUCGCCAGGCCAGCGGCAUCCUGCGACGAGACUGCGCCCCGAUUGUCCGGCCCUCUCUCCGCCCAUUCUCUGCCCGCACCGGCGCAAUCACUGCCCGGCAACAUUUGCUGGCCUCGAAGCCACCUUCGUGGCAGCAAGUGAGGAAAUUCACACGAUCUGCACGACGGUGCGCGCUGGUGGAAGAGGCACCACGUCCGGAGGCUUACCUCGAGAGUGGUGCAAUCGACUAUGGCAAGAACCUGGUGGAUGUCAAGAAGGUGCUAGUCAUUGGAAGCGGUGGGCUCAGCAUUGGACAAGCUGGAGAGUUCGACUACUCUGGAUCACAGGCCCUGAAGGCUCUGAAAGAAGCCGGUGUCAAAUCCGUGCUCAUCAACCCUAACAUCGCGACCAUCCAGACCGACCACAAGCUUGCCGAUGAAGUCUACUAUCUCCCAGUCACGCCCGAAUAUGUGACAUAUGUGAUCGAGCGGGAGAAGCCGGAUGGCAUUCUCCUCAGCUUCGGCGGUCAGACUGCCCUCAACCUGGGUGUCAAGAUGAACAAGAUGGGCAUCUUCGAUCGGUACAAUGUCAGGGUCCUAGGAACAAGCAUCAAAACCCUUGAAACCAGUGAAGACCGAGACCUCUUUGCGAAGGCUCUCAAUGAGAUCAACAUCCCCAUCGCCCAGUCCAUCGCAGUGAGCACUGUCGAGGAAGCCCUAGAGGCUGCUGCAAAUGUUGGGUACCCGAUCAUUGUUCGCUCAGCAUACGCCUUGGGAGGUCUCGGCUCAGGAUUUGCCGCCAAUCCCGAAGAGCUCAGCAAUUUGUCCUCCCAGUCUCUGUCGUUGUCUCCACAGAUCCUGGUCGAGAAGUCGCUGAAAGGCUGGAAGGAGGUCGAAUACGAAGUCGUCCGUGAUGCAGAGGACAACUGCAUUACCGUCUGCAACAUGGAGAACUUUGACCCGCUUGGUAUCCACACCGGAGACAGCAUUGUGGUCGCCCCGAGUCAAACGUUAAGCGACGAGGAGUACCACAUGUUGCGAACGGCAGCCAUCAAGAUUGUCCGUCAUCUUAAAGUGGUGGGUGAGUGCAACGUUCAAUACGCCCUGCAACCGGACGGCCUCGAUUAUCGUGUCAUCGAGGUCAAUGCCCGGCUUUCCCGCUCGUCCGCCCUAGCAUCGAAAGCGACGGGAUAUCCUCUGGCGUACACUGCGGCGAAGAUCGGCCUCGGUCAUACCCUCCCGGAGCUCCCAAACGCCGUGACCAAGACCACCACUGCCAACUUUGAGCCAAGUCUGGACUAUAUCGUGGUGAAAAUCCCUCGGUGGGAUCUGUCAAAGUUCCAGCACGUCAAGCGUAGCAUUGGCAGUGCCAUGAAGUCGGUGGGAGAGGUCAUGGCCAUUGGUCGCACCUUCGAAGAGUCCUUCCAGAAAGCUAUCCGUCAAGUCGACCCUCGCUAUGUGGGAUUUCAGGGUGACAAGUUCGAUGACUUGGACGACGUCCUCCGAAAUCCCACAGAUCGGAGGUGGCUCGCCGUGGGUCAAGCCAUGAUCCACGAGAAUUAUUCUGUGGACAAGAUUCAUGACUUGACCAAGAUCGACAAGUGGUUUCUUCACAAGUUGCAGAAUCUCAAGGAUACCAUGACUGAGAUCCAGGACAUCGGCAACCUCAACGGUGUCAAGCAUGAGUUGAUGCUGAAGGCCAAGAAGCAAGGGUUCUCCGACAAGCAGAUUGCAAUGUAUGCAAACUCAACCGAAGGAGAAGUCCGGGCUCGUCGCCAAAAGUUCGGUAUCAGACCUUGGGUGAAGAAAAUCGAUACACUGGCGGCGGAGUUCCCUGCAGACACGAACUACCUGUAUACGACAUACAACGCCUCAUCGCACGAUGUCACCUUCGAGGAUAAGGGCACCAUAAUUCUCGGUUCCGGAGUCUACCGUAUCGGAUCCUCCGUCGAGUUCGACUGGUGUGCUGUCAAUGCCACCUUGUCUUUGCGCAACAUGGGGCAAAAGACUGUGAUGAUCAAUUACAACCCGGAGACCUACAGCACUGAUUUCGACACGGCCGACAAGCUCUAUUUCGAAGAGCUAUCGUAUGAGCGGGUUAUGGACAUCUAUGAGCUCGAGAGUGCCUCGGGCGUGGUGGUCAGUGUCGGAGGCCAACUACCGCAGAACAUCGCGCUCCGACUGCAAGAAGAGGGCAAGGCCAAUGUGCUAGGCACCGAUCCUGUGGACAUCGACAAAGCGGAAGAUCGGCACAAAUUCUCACAAAUCUUGGAUUCAAUCGGCGUCGAUCAACCAGCCUGGAAAGAGCUGACCUCAGUUGCAGAAGCAGAGGCUUUUGCCGACUCUGUGGGUUAUCCCGUUCUUGUUCGACCUUCUUACGUCCUGUCGGGCGCUGCUAUGUCAGUCAUUUACAACCAUGACGAGUUGAAGGACAAGCUGGAGUCUGCCUCGGCCGUCUCUCCCGAUCAUCCCGUUGUCAUCACCAAAUUCAUCGAGGGCGCCCAAGAAAUAGACGUCGACGCCGUCGCAUCCAAAGGAGAACUCAUUCUGCAUGCGGUGUCUGAGCACGUCGAGUCCGCAGGUGUCCACUCUGGAGAUGCCACACUUGUGCUGCCUCCUGCGAACCUUGACGACAAGGUGAUGGCUCGCGUCAAAGAAAUUGCAGAGAAAGUCGCCAAGGCGUGGAGUAUUACGGGGCCCUUCAACAUGCAAAUCAUCAAGGCUGAUAGGCCUGGCGAAGAGCCUGCCUUGAAGGUCAUCGAGUGCAACCUCCGUGCCUCUCGAUCAUUUCCCUUUGUGAGCAAAGUCCUUGGAACCAAUUUCAUUGACACGGCCACCAAAGCGUUGGUGGGUCAAAACGUGCCCGAACCUCGGGACCUCAUGGCUCAGAAGCGCGACUACCUUGCCACCAAGGUGCCUCAGUUCUCUUGGACUAGAUUGGCCGGAGCCGAUCCCUUCUUGGGCGUGGAGAUGAGCAGCACGGGCGAGAUUGCGUGCUUUGGAAAGGAUUUAAUCGAAGCAUAUUGGGCAUCGCUCCAGUCGACCAUGAACUUCCGUAUGCCAGAACCUGGCGAGGGUAUCCUGCUUGGCGGGUCGACCGAGCUCCCUGAGCUGCCGAAGAUUGUGGAAUACCUCCAGCCACUCGGCUACAAGUUCUAUGCUGCAAGCAAGGGCGUGAAGGACCAUCUGGCCAAGUCAGGAGCCUCGAUUGAAGUCAUCGAGAUCCCCACGACGGACAAGAACAAGCUCCGACAAGUUUUCCAGAAGUACGACAUCAGGGGAGUCUUCAACAUCGCCAAGACUCGCGGUAAGACCCUGGUGGACGAGGACUAUGUGAUGAGACGGAACGCCGUGGACUUUGGGGUGCCUCUGUUCAUGGAACCUAAGACGGCCUUGCUCUUCGCACAAUGCAUGAACGCCAAGCUGCCCCGAGCGGAAGGCAUCCCGCCAGAAGUGCGAACCUGGAGCGAGUUCGCCGGGAACAGGAUGAUGUGA